UGUCCGUUCACUCGUUAGCACCUCCCCCGCUGACAUUGGAAUCGUCGACGAGGAAGACAGUCGAGUGAUUUGUGUUUUUCAGUUGUUCUCACUCUUAACACAUUUAGCGAGCCAUGGACGAUUUUGAUAUGCUCAGUGCCCCCCAAGGAAGCGCAGGAAACGGUGUGGGGGCAGACGAGGAUCCGGCGGCAGCAUUUCUGGCCCAGCAAGAGAGUGAGAUCGCGGGGAUCGAGAAUGACGAAGGCUUCAGCAUCCUGGACAGCGGAGAUGUGCCUUCAUCCCUGAGCCAAGACCAGGACGGAGCAGUGAAUGGAGAUCUGCAUGGGGAGAGCAAUGGUCCUUCAGACGUGUAUGCGGCCAUCUCCAGUGUCGAUCGGUUGCAGGCCGAGCCGGAGAGCUUGAGAAAAUGGAGAGAGGAGCAGCGCGAGAGGCUGGAGGAGCUUGAUGCUAACUCGCGUACGCAGGAGCUCGAGUGGAAGGAGAAAGCAAAGCUGGAGCUGGAGGAGUGGCACCUCAGGCAGAACGAGCAGCUGGAGAAGACCAAAGUGAACAACAGGGUGCUGGAUGAGGAUUUCUACAAACAACCCUUCGCUGAUCUGAUUGGUUAUGUCACUCACAUUAACCAUCCUUGCUACCGCCUAGACCAGUUAAGUAAAAAAAAAAAAAGCAAAAGAAAAAUAAAGACAAGAAAACCCAGUAUGCUCAGGGAACAAACACCCAAAGUUAUAUACACCAAUGAAUUGCUGUCUUUAUUAUCAACAUGUUUCUGCUAAAGUUAAGAUUCUGGAUGUCCUUUUGUGGUGAUGUGUUGGUGCACUAGUCCUGUACGUUGAUGUAGUUGAUUGUGACCGUGAUUUACCUCAUUGGCUUUUCAUACCCAUUUUGCUGUGUAUACUGUGUGAUAGUGGAGAGGCUAAUGCAACUCUACUGGACUGAGUCCACGGCAGCGGAAAGGGUCGGUAAAUGGGCCGGGAGGAAACGGGAAUAGGCGAAUAUGGUCUCAAAAAGCUCUCUGAAGAUUUCUGUUAAGAGCUCUUUAGCGUUUGGCUUGCCAGAAACUUGGUUUAGUUGCCCCAUGCUCAGCAGAAGGCCCCGCUUUUGGUCACUGCCAACGCAUGGCACGUUCAGCCUUUGCACAAAGAUUUGGUGGUUAAAAUAAGCUAAUUGGCCUGCCAAUCGCCGCGUUGAAGGUUUAUAUUAGCGUACACGAUUCCUUGACAUUCCUCUGACCACCAAGCGACGAGGAAUGUCCCACAAUACAAGGACUUUCAAAGUACAACAAAUUGUUUUAACCAACUGAAUCACUGCAAAAUUUGAUUGUGGCUGUUCUGGAACCUUUUCCUGCCUGUAAGAUCGAGACUAGUUCUGGUAAUGGUGGGUUGGGGGCAUGAAG
This is a messenger RNA of Pimephales promelas (fathead minnow), 1393 nucleotides long. Lineage: Eukaryota; Metazoa; Chordata; Actinopteri; Cypriniformes; Leuciscidae. The record is from RefSeq and is a predicted model, not a curated record.